Messenger RNA from Penicilliopsis zonata CBS 506.65, 710 nucleotides. RefSeq lists its product as hypothetical. Lineage: Eukaryota; Fungi; Ascomycota; Eurotiomycetes; Eurotiales; Aspergillaceae. The record is from RefSeq and is a predicted model, not a curated record. The transcript has 3 exons. The annotation marks the transcript as partial.
ACCACAGCAUGCAAGUCACCACCAGCUUUGAAGAUCGAGUGGACUUUGCCUCACAUCUGCUGGCUGAUGCCUUUGAGCACGACCCGUCCAUCAACUAUUGUCUACGGUCUUUUGGCUCAGAGCAACGCAGCAAAUGUCGCCAGGAACUAUUUGAUGCGCUUCUCACCUCUGCCAUCUCAAGAAAUGCCAGCAUUGAAGAGGCCGGCGGCUUCAGGUCGUGUGGAGUUCUCGUUCCGCCAAAGGAUCAAUCCUUGCCUAGCUCUAAUUCAAAGGCAAGGCUUGUUGCUGCAGGACUUGAGAGUUGCUUGGCGAAUAUUCAUGAUAUUUCUUCCCAGACGAAGCCCUGCAGGGAUCUGGUCAUGAAAGGGGAAGACAGAUAUUUCUAUAUCUUCUUCCUGGGCACCCCCACAGCGGAACGGGGUAAGGGCCUCUGUUCAGCGAUCAUUAGACAUUAUCAAUCCAUCGCGGCAGAGCAGAAGCUGCCUAUCUAUCUGGAGGCCGGGACUGAAUACUGCCGGUCACUCUAUGAAUCGCUUGGCUUUACAGUUGUCGGUGAAAUUGUCAUUGGAAAAGGGAAAGCUGCUGCAGAUGGAAUGGUGGAAAUCGGCGGUCCUGGCUUCCAGGUGUGGGGGAUGAUCUGGGUCAAUAGGUAAUAUUUAGAAGAUCAGUAUUGAUUGAAUAAAAUAAUAAUAUUGACUGACGUUUAAGGA